Messenger RNA from Schizosaccharomyces japonicus yFS275, 4368 nucleotides. Its product is annotated as transcription elongation factor Spt6. Gene Ontology annotation, cellular component: chromosome; nucleus; pericentric heterochromatin. The record is from RefSeq and is a predicted model, not a curated record. The transcript has a single exon. Gene Ontology annotation, molecular function: nucleic acid binding; DNA binding. NCBI's taxonomy places the organism in Eukaryota, Fungi, Ascomycota, Schizosaccharomycetes, Schizosaccharomycetales, Schizosaccharomycetaceae. Bases 91 to 4209 code for a protein of 1372 amino acids. Gene Ontology annotation, biological process: transcription elongation-coupled chromatin remodeling; transcription by RNA polymerase II.
ACGGACCCAAGGUCCAGCAUUUUCUAACCAGAGCCACUACGCAUUCAAUUCUUUAGUGUAUAUAACAUAGUGGCAUAAGUCCCUUGGAGAAUGGGUGAUGUGGAAGUCUCUUCAUUGAGUGUACAAAACGCAAUGGAGGAGGAAAAAGAAUCAACACUUAACGAGGAAACACCCGAUGUUAUGGCGAGAGAAAAUGCCGCCGCAAACAGAGAAGAUGGGACUGCAGCCUCAAAUGAUGUUGAUAUGCAUGAUUCUUCUGAAGAAUCUGAAACGGAUGAAGAGGAAGAGCGAAAAAUUCGCGAAGGUUUCAUCGUUGACGACGAUGAAGACGAAGAUAACAUUCAUGAUGCCAGUGACCGGCACAGAAAAAAGAGAAAGAAACGCUCAAUGCAUUCUCAUGAAGAAGAGGUCUUAGACCAAGAAGAUCUGGAACUUCUUAUGGAAAAUACAGGUGUCUCCACCAACACAGGCUCUACGAAAUUGAAACGUUUAGUUCGGGCUCGUGAACAAGAAGAGGAUCUAGAAAACAUAUUCUCAGACGAUGCUGAGGCCGAAAAUGAAGAGGAAGAGACUUCUCGGCGGAGGGGCGGAAUCGCCGACGAGUUCGCUGAUUUCAUUGAACAGGACGAGUUUGAAGGCGAAGAACGUGUUGACGAAGAACGUGAAGUCUCGAAAACAAAUGAACCAGUGCAUCCUGAAGCAUUGGGUAUUUCCGAUGAGGACUAUCUGCAAGUUUACGAAGUUUUCGGUGAUGGUACCGACUACGCCUUCGCCUUAGAAGACGAAGAUGUGGAAGAAGAAACUCAAGAGCAAGUCUCACUAAAAACUAUUUUCGAGCCCAGCGAACUGAAGGACAAGCUCCUUACGGAAGAGGAUGAAAUUAUUAGAAUUACAGAUGAGCCAGAACGCAUGCAACUUUAUUUUAAGUGUGACCGGAAUGCUACAGAUGACGAUCUUAACACACAAGCCCACUGGAUUUUUAAACAGAUGGUACAAUCGCGUCUCGAUAUUUCGGAGGAACUCCGCCCGGCUUACGUAAAUUGCAUUUUGCGCGUUUUGCACUUCUUCAUUAAGGAUAGUUAUGAGGUGCCCUUUGUUUGGCAUCAUAGACGUGACUACCUUGUAUAUCAUGACAGAGAGAAAGGUACUAUUGUACCAAUGUUAAACCAAAAUGAUCUCUGGCGCAUUUUUUUCAGUUGCAGCACCUACUACUUUUUGAUCCAUAAAAAGAAAGAACUCGAAAAACUUUGCAACGCUAUUGGAAUCCAGGACGAAUUCUUUUCCUCUGCUUUGGAUGAUAUCGUUGAUUCUCCCUUUUUUGACAUUACCGAUUCGUUUGAGUUUGCAAACGAUCUCACCGAAUACCUCCAUUUUUUUUAUUCCGAACAAAUUCGCGAUCAUUUUUCCUUGAUGGGAAAUGGCCUUCGGAGACCUCAUGUUUCUAAGUACGCAUUUUAUGAAAAAACACGAAAAUCCAGUUUAUACAAUCUUGUCAAGGCAUUUGGAAUUACAGCCACACACUAUGGGCUGAACUUGAUACAAGAAGAGAAACUGUAUCCUGUCGAAGAUCCGGCAGUUCCUCCACGUGUACUCGCAGAGCAGUAUGUGACAGAAGAGCUGAAGGAUGUAGACCAUGUCCUGAGUCGGGCGAGACGCAUUUUUGCUGAAGAGAUUUUUCACGAGCCUCAAUUUAGAAGACAUUUCCGUGUCAAGUUGUUAACAUUGGCAAAAGUUGAUAUCGUGCGUACGCAAAAGGGUCUACGAAAAAUUGAUGAAGACCAUCCGUUCUAUAAGUUUAAAUACUUGAAAGACCAAAAUCUGCUUCAUAUUGAUCCCGUGUUAUUCUUACAAAUGUUGAAGGCUGAGGAAGAAGGUCUUAUUAAGAUUAACAUUAAGUUUUUUGAAUUGCAAGAUGACAAUUUUAAAUCUAUGCUGGACUUCAUGACAUCGGAUAACUGUUCUGAUGUUGCAAAAGCAUGGAAUGAGCAACGUGAAAUGGUCCUUCGUGAUGUGCUUGAUCGUACAACACAGUAUAUGCCUGCUUUAAUCAAGGAGAUGUGCCGAUCUAAUCACCUCAAUGAGUUGGGAAUGCUUUGCAGAAACCAGCUCUAUAACAAGCUUGAUCAAGCUCCAUAUAAACCUUCUGGUAAAAAUUACGAACUCGGUACUAUUCCCACCGUGGUCGCCGUUUCUAAUGGUCAAGGUGGCCCGUCAGACGCAGUCCUUUGUGUCUACGUGAAUGAUCUUGGUGAGCCAGAGGAAACUUUAAAGCUUACCGAUUUUCAUGAUCCAACAAAUCAGGUCAUGUUUGCAGAGUUCAUUGAGAAAGUGAAACCUGAAGUUAUCGGUGUUUCCGGCAUGAGCGUUUCUGCGAAUCGUGUCAAACUUAAUGUCACAACGGCUCUGCAAAGCAAGGACCCUGUUGAUGUUAUUAUGGUCAAUGAUGAAGUUGCCCGUAUUUAUACGAAUUCCGAGAGAGCGGCAGAGGAAUUGCCUGCUCUUCCUAGUCUUGGCAGGUACUGUGUUGCACUUGCACGUUAUGUGCAACAUCCGUUGCUAGAGUAUGCAGCCUUAGGACGGGACAUUAUGUCGUUAUCCUUUCAUAAGUGGCAGCAUCUGUUGCCGCAGGAAAUGCUUUGGCGUUACCUGGAAAGUGCUCUUGUUGAUGUAUCCAACUUAGUUGGCAUCGACAUUAAUGAGGCUGUAAACAACAAGUAUGAGGCUAGCAUUUUGCCGUACAUCUCUGGUCUUGGUCCUCGAAAGGCACAAGCCUUGCUGAAGAAGAUUGCUGCACAUGGUGGUCGAUUGGAUACCAGAAGUGAUCUUAUUACAAAAACGAUUCUCACCGGAAAAAUUUUCAUUAACUGCGCGUCUUUCCUUUAUAUUCCCAAUGAAGAUUUACCAAAAAUGGACAUUCUGGACAGCACUAGAAUUCACAACGAAGAUUACGAGCUGGCUCGUAAAAUGGCCAGUGACGCCCUUGAACUUGACGAAGAAGACAUUGAAGAGUAUGAGUCUCAAAAGGGUGUAGUUUAUCACUUAAUUACCAGCAAUGAGGUUGAUAAGUUGGAUGAUCUCGUUUUGGAGGAGUAUGCUGAUCAACUGGAACGUGAAUUCCAUCAUCUGAAGCGGAACACCUUAGAACGUAUUCGCCGUGAGUUGAAAGACCCUUAUGGUGAACGUCGUAAUCUGUUCCACAUUCUUACCCCCAGCGAGAUUUUCCUUAUGCUCACUGGUAUUGAAUUGACGGACCUUCCUCCAAACACUAUUGUUCCCGUUAAUGUAAAGCGUGUCACUUCUCGUUAUGUCGCCGUCAAACUUGACUGUGGAAUUGAUGGCAAUAUCACAGCUGAAGAAGUUAGUGACGAUCACAUUCCUCCCCCACAGCUUCUACAGACCGGACAAACCGUGGAAGCCGUCAUUUUAACUUUGGAUGAGGUUAAUUUCACAGCUGAACUUUCGAUGCGACCAUACGCUAUUCGCACUGCAAGUGAAACCAGCAAGUAUUCCUUCUCUGCUUGGGAUUGGGAUUUCGAAGCCGAAAAACGUGACAAGGAGAAAAUGCUUGCAGAGACACAAGCAGAGCAGCGGGCGGCUCGUGUCAUCAAGCAUCCUUUGUUUAAAAAUCUUAACGCAGCUCAGGCUGAAGCAGCUCUUGCUGGUAUGCAGAGAGGAGAUGUUAUUAUUCGACCCUCAUCAAAAGGUCCAGAUCACAUUGUAAUAACAUGGAAAGUCGCCGACAAUCUUUAUCAACAUGUUGAUGUUUUGGAAAUGAACAAGGAAAACGAGUUUUCUGUUGGACAACGCCUUAUUAUUACUGGAAGACAUGAAAAAAUGAAUUAUGAGUACAGUGAUCUUGAUGAGCUCAUCGUUUCACACAUUAAAGCCAUUGCAAGAAAACUCGACGAAAUGUGUAUGAAUGAGAAGUUCCGCAAAGGCUCACGUGAAGACACCGAGCGUUGGUUGACAAGUUACUCUGAAGCAAAUCCAAAGCGGUCAUGUUAUGCCUUCUGUUUUGAUGAAGAGCAUCCUGGUUAUGUUCUUUUAUGUUUCAAGGCCAAUCGCAGUUCGCCCGUUCAUGCUUGGCCUGUCAAAGUAAUUCCUAACGCUUUCUUUCUUCACGGAAACGUUUACGCCAAUAUGACCGCCCUUUGCAAUGGUUUCAAAUUAAUCUACGCUGCUCGUUCUAAGGGAGCGAAGCGGCCUUAAAAUGUGAUGUAUAUUACUAUUAGAUAUAAAAAAAACGGUUAUGCGUUACUAAAUUGGUGAAUAUAUAUUUACCAGUUAAUCUCUUCGCUUCUCAAUUCAAUUUAUUUGUUUGUAUGAUGAUUAUUACUCUUUUUAAUUCAAUAUUCUUUUUGUGGUGAA